Messenger RNA from Pelagomonas calceolata, 698 nucleotides. The record is from the annotation of a GenBank genome assembly. Lineage: Eukaryota; Pelagophyceae; Pelagomonadales; Pelagomonadaceae.
GAAAAAGCUGCGGCAGCUGCCGUGUUUUGGCCUGCUGGGCUCCAAAACGCAGGUCUGCGUCAUCUGAGACAAGCACAGUACUCACAGCUUGCAGGCCGCAGCGCAGCGCAGCAAACCCAGCAGUGUAGCAGUGACAUACAUCACCUCAUGCUCCUCCGCCUGACAGCUCGCCACGCGAGCCGCACCGCUGCGCGACACGCCGGCGCAGCGCGCACGCUCGCCUCCAAGGAGGGCCCCGAGGUCACGCCGGCGCAAAAGGUGGGCCUCUCCGACGAGCUGGAGCAGCGCGCGAGCCGGCGCUGGGCCGAGCUCGCGACGGAGCACCGCAAGAUCCCCGCCGACGAUGCUGUAAGAAGGAAGCGCUUGAUCUACCGGUCGAAGCAGCGCGGCUGGCUCGAGGUCGAUUUGUUAUUAGGCAGCUGGGCCGCGGAGAACGUCGCGACCCUUUCCAAAGAGGACUGCGACGCCUACGAGCACAUUUUAAAUUGCGAGACGAUCGACAUCUUCAACUUCAUCACGGGCAAGGACCCCGUGCCGCCGCGCCUGGACACGCCGGUCAUGAAGCGGCUCCAGGACUACUGCGCGUCGGCGCCGCUCGGGACGGACCCCGGGGCCUACGCCGCCGCGAAGGCCGACGCGAACCUGACGUAGCUUGCGGAUGCGCCGGCGGCGCGCUUGUGUAAUACUGGUUGAUAGUG